AUGCUGCCUUUACAGGAGGGUCCGUGGCUUUUGCCCAACAGUUUCCGUCUGUCUAGGUUCUCCGUCGCCAGGGCCGCCGAGGAGGAUGCGAGGAAGAUUUUGCGCAUCUGUGGUGCACAGCUCAUUGACGGAAGGCCAAGAGAAGACGUCGAGCAGCUUCGCAUGCUGCUUUGUAAUCGCUGCACUGGCAAAGACGAGGCAGAUACCUUCGACAUUUGUGCCAACUGGGCAAAGACAGCGGCCGAGUGUGGCGAGCCACUGGCAAUGCCAAAGCAGCAGUUGGAGUUCGCUCCUGCAGCUCCAAAGGCUGCUGCCGGAACAACAACAGUAGCGGCUGCUGGUGGCCAGGCAGGGCCGGGUGUCACAUCAAAAAGCACACCUGCUUCUCAGGCUGCUCCGGAGGCAAAUCCACCUCCGACAGGAGACGAGCUGGAGGAUGCGCCUCCUGACAGUGCUGCACAUCAGAAGGUUAGGUUCGACCAGAAGAAGGGGGCGUACGCUUUCACGACCCCGGACGCUAGCAGGAAGCACUUCCAGACCACAGUGCACGCUGCAGCCAAAAACGUGGAGGCGGCUGGGCGCAUCGCCCGAGUUUGUUUUUACAAGUUCGAGCAGGGCGUCAGCAUGGAGGAGGUGAUGCAGUACAGGAACGAAGCGUACAAAAGGCUAGGCGGCGCCCCCAAGGUGCCUGCCAGCAACGGCACCACAGCCGUCGAGAAGCCAGCACCGCCGCCACGGAAGCGGCCAAAGUCCACUGAUGCGGAGGAGGCCGCAAUUGAGCGGCUGCAGCAGCAGGGCAAGCUUCUUCAUGCUCUCGAAAUCUCAGGGCGAGACAGCAACAAGAAGAAUUCGACCGUCAAUGGUGUUUACAUGGCAGUGGAGGGUGGAUACAAGGGCCACCAAGCCUAUGAGAGAAUAGGAAAGAAAGGUGACGAAGCGCGUCGCUGCCUCUUUUACUCCAAGGAGAAGUCGCGGUGGAAGAUUAGCGAGGGCCUGGGGGAUCACAAGAACUUCGCCUUCUUGAAAGUCAAGGACGGUGGCACGAAGCCGCCUUCAGCAGCUGGGUCAAAAAUACACUGGCAUUUCUUUGAUGGUAAAGAUGUGGGCUGGACAGAGGACAGGGAAGUGAAGUGUGUUCCGUACGAGCAGGGGAAGCGGGCGAAAACCGAAAAUGGUGAUGCCCCGGAGAUUGCAGUUGACGAAGGUUCCGCCAGCUCGGACUCCGCCAGCUCCAGCAGCGGGGGUGAAAGUAGCGAAGAGGCUUCGGAUGACGAUUCUGCCAGCUCGGGUGGCAGCGGGUCGCCUGAGCAGAAGAGAGCAGCCUCCACCGCAGUGCCGGCUACCGGGCCAGGAAGGGGCGGGACCACGCCAGGCUCCAGUGUGCCGCCACGGCCCAAAACGCGCGCCUGCGCGAAAAUGCUGGUUCGCGCCGGACUUCGCUGCAGCUGCCACUUCAAGUACGUCCAGGAAUGUCCUUCGCGCCGGAGCUUCAUGUUCACACAGAAAAACAAAAACGAGCGCAAAGAGAAGAUCAUGAGGCUCUCUCACUGGUUCUGUGAUCUCGCUGCUCGCUUCAUCCCGCUGCGCGAUGGAGCAAAGACGCGUGAUCGGUUAGAUGCGGACGCAGUGCCGCAAGGCUCCGAUGAACGAGCCCGCAAAAAGGCCAAAAUCGCCGCACCGGCUGCAGAGCUUUACGACUUCCUGCCACCUCCCGAUCCUGUCAAGGACGAGGCAGCUAAGGCAGCGGCCGUGAAGUCCCCGGCAAAUCUUUGCAUCCGUGCGGUGGAGAUGGUGGCGCCCUGCGCAGCCGAAGCAAAGCACGUUUGCAGGGUCAUCUUCUUGGACGUGGACGGGGUGAUUCUGCCCGCUGGUUCCAUUGACAUGAUCGUGGUUGACGGUGUCACGCUGCCAGUGAAAGAAAGUGACUUCUCGGCACAGGCUAUGGGUAGCCUUCGUGCGAUCGUGCAGCAAACUGGGGCGACCAUCGUCUUGUCUUCUGAGUGGAGGCGUGGUGACGAUCUGAAGUCGUCUAUCAAUGCCGUCUUGAAGAGCCAGGACAUUCCGUACAUCCGCGACAGCACACCUAUAUUUCAUCCGAGGAUGGCUGCGGCAAGUGUUUGCACAUGUUCGCACAUUCCCGACGACUACACAUUUCUAAGCAACAAGUACAAUGAAGCCUGUUUGGGCGGGCUGCACUCCUGGUGCCAGGCCGGAGAUUCAGAAGGUCGGUUGCACAUCUGA
Symbiodinium necroappetens is the source of this 2241-nucleotide messenger RNA. Lineage: Eukaryota; Dinophyceae; Suessiales; Symbiodiniaceae. The record is from the annotation of a GenBank genome assembly.